AGGCCCUCCCAGCGUAUCCAGCACGGCGCCCGCGUCAUCAAGCCCAAGAAGGCCUCCAUCAUCUCACAGAACAAGAUCAAGCACAAGAGCAGCGCUGGUCUGGUCGGGCAAACCGAGAAACUCCUGGCCCAAAAGGCCGGACAUUUGGAGAUGCUUAAAGGAGGCAAGAAAGACAAGAAGGAA
Messenger RNA from Bipolaris zeicola 26-R-13, 183 nucleotides. RefSeq lists its product as uncharacterized. NCBI's taxonomy places the organism in Eukaryota, Fungi, Ascomycota, Dothideomycetes, Pleosporales, Pleosporaceae. The annotation marks the transcript as partial. The record is from RefSeq and is a predicted model, not a curated record. The transcript has a single exon.